GAUAAUCACACACAUUCUGUCCUCACGAAGUGUCUUUAUUCAUAAUAGAAAUUAUAUAAUCCACAUAUUUUGUUCUUUAUUGCUUUCUUUAUUUUCUCUUCUACUAGGUAUAUCUUAUGUGAAAAUAUAGGAUAUAAAUUUAAAGUACAUUUGAUGACAACUGCUGUUUUUUCCUUAAUCGAUACAUUUUUUAUAGGUAAAGCUAUCAGUUUACUUAUCAAUACUUUUUUUUUUGACUAUUAAGUGUGGAAUAGUGCUUUACACGGAGCCAUAAUAUUCAUAUACAUAUAACCAUAUUAUUUGUGUAUGAAUAGAAAUAAAACUGAUACAUUAUUUCACUAAAUAAUAAGUUUUGAUUUUAAAGAGAGCAUGCAUCUACGUUGGCUAAUUUUCUACGUUAUAAGAUAUUAGAAAAAAAUAAUAAUACGCUCAGAGAUCAACGAAUAUACUGAGCGAAGUUUAAGGAGUAGUAUAGUUGAAUAGUGAACCGCAAGUGGAAGCUCAAGAGUGGGUGAUUCUUUCCUAUUAACUAAUAUCUUCGAUUUUAACAAUGAACUCAUUCCACGUAAAUGAAUUCGGCAAUUCAACCUUAAGACAUCAUGAAGACUCUCCAACUACGUGCAGAUUGAACCCGAUCUGCGUUGAGAUGUCAAAUGAACACCCCCAAACGCAAACCGAAAAAUAUUCUCAGAGAUACCAAGGAUGUUGCUGUAGAAGCCAAUCCAGCGCGGAGAUCGCCUCUGCACCUAAGAAAAAUGAGGAAGAAAAUGUCUCAAUGAUGUCGUGGAGUUAUGCAAAGGAAACUGCUCGACAUAUUUCGAAGUCGAUGAAAUUAUUUGUAAUACAAGUAAAGCGAAUGUCAGUAAAACAAAUUUUUCUAACGCUCAUUUGUAUCGUCAUGCUUAUGCUUGGGAAUAUAAUGCAGAUUCUUAUGCUCAACUUUUGGCUCGUUAGCUUUCCUUCAAACGAGGCACCUGGAAAUUAUACUGCGUUUGCGCUGCCCGGUAUCUUUUAUUCUGUGUUGUUUCUUAUGAUUUUUAUCAUAUAUUAUAUUAUGCGAAAACCAAGUUUGCGCUUUGCAAGGCAUCUUUACGGUUGGAAAAUCAUCAUUCUUAUGGGUUUUUACGAUGCGUUUAACAGCUGGCUUGCUACCUACGCCGCCUCACAUACCUCGGAGAUGUUGCAAUCCCUCUUUCUGAAUCUCAGUCCUCUGUAUUCGAUAUUUUUUUCUAAAUGGAUUCUGCACGAUCCUCGACAUUAUUUUAACAUCUGGACGGUGAUCAUGGCGGUUUUCACCAUCGCUGGUAUUAUUACCGUGGUCUCUUUUAAUUUGAUGGAGGGCGCAGGCUCCACAUCCCACAGGAGGUGGUUCAUCCUCAUCUUCUUCAGCUCCAUCCCCUUUCGAGUUCUCAUGAAUGUCUAUCAGUCGUUGUAUAUGAUUCUUUACACAAGUGACUCGACUUUUAUCGAAUGGCUUCAGUAUCAGUUUCGGAUGCGAACAAACAGCAAAGCCAUGUUACACCAGCCCCCCCUUCCGGUAGAUCAACCCCGGGAGGCAACGGUUACGAGUCCGGUAUUGAUCCCAGCCAACGCCGAGAAUAAAAGCCAUCCCACCACUCCUUGCCGUUGUCAUAGCUUUACGGAAGGUCCUGACGGCUUCCUUUGGGAUGGAUUCGAUGCGACUGUGGUGAAUCACGAUGACAUCAGUGAACACCAGCGUAAUAUCGUUUCGAUCGCAUAUCACCAAGGUGAUGAUACUGCCGUUAAAUUGGUCAUGUUGGCGGGAGAGACCUUCUUCCAGUUGUGCUUUACUCUUGCUUUUCUGCCGGCGGAUGCGAUUCCGUGGUACGGCAGCAGCCACACCGUGCAUGAUACCUGGACAAACUUUCGAAGGGGAAUUAAUUCCUUCUUCACGAUUCCUGAAAAUUUUACCUACGGCUCGUUGUACACGCUAGGGUUUGUGUUCAAUUAUAUUGGAGCUGCAUAUGUAAACCAUCACAGCGUAACACUUUGUUCUCUCAUCACACAGCUCUCUUCACCGUUGACGGGCUUGUUGUUGGUGAUAGUGCCACGUUUGAAUGCGCUCGAAGAGGAAGAAAGGUCGUGGGGGGGUAAUGUGGCCGCAAUCAUCAUGCUAAUCUUGGCAUCGCUGGCUUAUGUGGUGUGGGAACAGUUAACUCAUGAUAAGAUGGCGGAAGGAGAAUGGGUGCUGAAAACGAGGAAACUUCACGUAUAUAAUAAUGAAGUAAAUGACAUAUUGGGCAACAGUGUGGAUUUGAAACCUUUUGACUAAAGGUGUAGUUAAUUGAUCGUUACACCCUCGCAUAGUGGAUGUCUAAAUUAUGAGUUAAUACCAGACAACAAGAACGGGGAAAAUACAGAAUUCUAGUUAUAAACUUUUAGCUUUUAAUUAUGCAUAUAUGAGUUGAAGUACACUGAAUACGCAUAUCAGUGGAAAUUUUAUUUCCUUAUUAUUUUGGGUGAAUAGUUCAAUCUCUUUCUAAUAAUUUUCAAGGUAAAAUAUAUAUCUAUUUAUCUAUCUAUCUAUCUGUCAAUCAAACAUUUUAUCUAUCUAGCUAUUUAUCUAUUUUUCUAUAUCUAUAUGCUAUAUGCUUGUAUUUUCCCACUUUCCCUAUAUUUUCCGUUAAAAAAAUAUAUAUGAAUGCAUAUACACACGCGUCU
Molecule: messenger RNA, 2682 nt
Organism: Phytomonas sp. Hart1
Lineage: Eukaryota; Euglenozoa; Kinetoplastea; Trypanosomatida; Trypanosomatidae
Source: the annotation of a GenBank genome assembly